This is a messenger RNA of Linum trigynum, 1448 nucleotides long. The record is from the annotation of a GenBank genome assembly. Lineage: Eukaryota; Viridiplantae; Streptophyta; Magnoliopsida; Malpighiales; Linaceae.
UUUCCUAAACUGCACUUUACUGGUAAUGGAGUUCUGACUCGUCCCGAAUACCACAAUUAAUUCCCGCCUAAGGUCCAAGUAUAAACCUUAUCGGGUGCAGUACAGGAUAAGUAUGUUUAAAUAUCGACCCGAGCCGAUCCGUGUACCCCUGCUUCAGUCAUUCGGAUCAUUAUCUAGCAACAAGGUUUUGGUUGAAAAGUUUGCUAAUUAAAGUAAGGCAAAAUACAUUUGUAUAGCCAAAACUUUAACUAUUUGGCCAUAACCAUAUUUGGCUAAAUACCAAAAAUAGCCACUUCCGUCAAAUUGUUUGACGGUGUUAGUUAACGUGCUGACUGGACUAACGGAAAAGCUGACAUGUCAACCUUUUAGUUAAUAAAAAUAUGAGGUGAAAUUAACAGACAAAAUAAAAUAAAAUAAUUAAAUAUAUUUUUUAUUAUCUCUCUCUCCCUCUCUGAUUUUUCACCUUCCGUUCCCCAACCAUCGUGAACAGAUCUGAAAAUCUUCAAUCUUCUUCCUCUCUUCUUCCUUACGAUGAGGGGGGAAGCCAACCAACAAUAACAAAACACACAUGAGUCCAACGCCAUUAGAAUUCUAAUUAAAGAGCUUUUUUAUAUUAAAGUUUUUCCUUUUCAUCAACUUCUUCCUCUUCCCCUAAAUUCAGUCGCUUCCUUUUCAGGUACCCUUCCAUCUCUCUCACCUCUUUUUAUUCUCCUCUGCAGCUUCUUCGGUUUCCUCUGUUUCUUUUGUUGUUGUUGUUCAAUUUGGUGAGGUUGGUUUUUUUGUGGGUGAAAUUUAGAAAUGAAAAUCUAAUUCAUGGAAGACAGAGCCUUGAAAUAAAGCUUGAGGAGCGAAGUUAUGGCUUCAGUGAAGUAUCCUCAACAAAACCAGCUACAGCAAGAUCUGAGGUUUGAAGAUUUCCUGUGCUUGAACCCCAGUUCAGCAGAGGAUUUCACGGUCACCGAGAAGACGAACUUCUCCACAGUCAUGCGAAACAAGAGGUAUUUUUUCCUGGUGCUCCUGAAGCGAUCCAGGAGAGAACGAAGGCAGAGGACCCCGUUGGCGGUGCAGACAACAGCGGAGAUUCGACACCUGUUCUCUUCACUGUCGGCACCAUCCUCUUUGCUUCAUCUUGUCCGCGACCAAAACACAGAAUCGACGGUUCUGGAGGCCGGUAGUGGGAGACGAUGGUGAGCAGUGUAGCGGGGGAAGAUCGAUUCCGUGGAGAGGAUUCCUCUGUCCCUGACAAAGACGACGUCGGCCUAGAAUCAGAUAGAAAGAAGAUUUAUGUGAAGGCGACGGCUCGAAUUGUGGAUUGGGGUAAGUUCGGGAAGAUCGAGAGAUUGGGAUCAAACACUGGGGGAGAAGAAGAGGGUUCGAUGAGAUUAGUGAUGGGGGAAUUUUUUUUAAAUGACUUGUCAUCCACCAUUCAAUGAAUGCUGAGGUGGAAA